Messenger RNA from Lepisosteus oculatus (spotted gar), 13444 nucleotides. The record is from RefSeq and is a predicted model, not a curated record. Lineage: Eukaryota; Metazoa; Chordata; Actinopteri; Semionotiformes; Lepisosteidae.
GGAUCAAUACAAUGCGAGAAAGGCAGAGAGAAGGGGAGAGAGGGAGACAGUCAGAGCAAGAGCGCGGCACGGACCGCUCUGUCUCCCCAUUGCAGCGCAGGCGAGCAGCAAGAGACGAGCCACUUAACGGAAAGGGGGAGAAGGGGCUGAGUUCCCCCCCACCUCACGGCAAUUAAUAUUUACUUGCUGAAUAAUCUGGGAGAGGGGCAUCCUCUUUUAUUGUGGUGAGAAGAAGCUAAAAGGUUUGGAAAAACUACAGAGGAGAAAUUGCAGUAUCAUUUGGCUGGUUUAAAGCUGAACCUGUUCCUUAGGGAAGAGGGAGCCCUGAAAUUUGAUUCCUCUCCAGUAUGAAGCACUUCUGAAAAGAUACAUUUGUCUGCUCUGGGUCAAACUGGAGAAGACAGGCUGAUUGCACCAAGAUGAUGUUUGAGGGAUAUUUACAGAUCCAGUGCCUCCGAAAUCAGAAAUCCGAUGUUUCCCAUGAGACACCUACUGUAGGAAGAAGACAUCUUGAGAAAGACAUCAUAGAGGUUUUUCUCCUGACAUCCACACCCUCCUCAAAGAACAGAACAGGACAGCAAGCAGAUUAAAAAGAGAUCUGAAGUCCACAACAUCUUGAAUGUGCAUUCGUAUGCUUGCCCUCCAAUUUUAACAAGACUAUUCAACGUGGGAGCAAAAUGACCAGGAAAAGGCUAUUAAGUUUCACAGCAGUUCUUCUGGGUGUCCUUACAAUCUCUAUUGAUGGAGGGCUGGUUGUGAAAACGACCAGAGUCAGGAGAGACACAGCAGAGAUCGAGGGCCAUCUUGCCAACCAAAGUAUUCCCAUGAAGGAGGAGCCAGUGGUCUUCAAUCACGUGUACAACAUUAAUGUACCUCUGGAGUCCCUGUGCUCUGUUGACCUAGAGUCGGCACCUGGCCGUGGAGUGAAAGUCGAAGAGCAAGGGGGGGCCACUCAGUACACUGAGCAGACAGCAGACCGAGAGAACCAGGUCACCUUCACCCACCGCAUUAACAUUCCCAAGCAAGCCUGUGCCUGCCCUGGUGCUUCCACCAUCCAGCAGCUGGCUAACCGCAUUGAGAUGCUGGAGAGGGAAGUGUCUCUGCUGAGAGCGCAGUGCACCUCCAGCUGCUGUGGGGAAAGUGCAGCAGUAGGCCGGCUGGACUACGUCCCCCACUGCGGUGGGCAUGGAAACUUCAGCAUGGAUGUCUGUGGGUGUGUCUGCGACGAGGGCUGGACCGGCAAGAACUGCUCCGAGCCGCGGUGCCCGGGCGACUGCUCAGGCCAGGGCACGUGCGUGGAAGGGGAGUGCGUCUGUGACCGAGACUUCACCGGAGACGACUGUUCGGAGACCCGCUGCCCGGAAGACUGCAGCGGCAGGGGGCUGUGCAUCGACGGCGAGUGUGUUUGCGAGGAGGCCUUUUCUGGGGAGGAUUGCUCUGAGACCCGCUGCCUCAACGAUUGCUCAGAUCAAGGAACGUGCCUGAAUGGGACCUGCCAGUGUAAGCAUGGCUAUGUUGGGGAAGACUGCUCCCAGGUCACCUGCCUUAACGACUGCAGCCAGAAAGGACACUGCAAGGAAGGCAUGUGUGUUUGUGACGAAGGCUAUGUGGGUGAAGACUGUUCAUCAGUUGCACCUCCUAUGAAUCUCAGAGUGGUGGGAAUCACAGAACACACCAUUGACCUGGAAUGGGAUGGCUUUGUUGUAGUGACUGACUACCUCAUUACUUAUGUGCCAACCAGCCCAGGAGGAGUCCAGAUGGAGUUAAGGGUGCCUGGAAACACUACCAGCACCACCAUCAAGGAGCUGGAGCCUGGCAUCGAAUAUAAUAUCAAUGUGUAUGCUGUGCUCAUCGACAUGCUCAGCGUUCCGGUUAAUAUCCAGGUCUCCAUGUAUCUCUCCACUCCAGAAGGUUUACUUUUCAAAUCCAUCACUGAGACAUCAGUGGAAGUGCAGUGGGAACCAUUUUCUUACUCUUUUGAUGGCUGGGAAAUUAGCUUCAUUCCGAAGGAUAAUGAAGGUGGAAUGACUGCACAACUGCCAAGCACCAUAACCUCAUUCAACCAGACUGGCCUGAAGCCAGGGGAAGAGUACACUGUCAAUUUGGUUGCACUAAAAGACCAAGCUCGAAGCCCGCCUGUGUCAGCAACUGUCUCAACUUUGAUCGAUGGGCCAAGCCAGCUGAUGGUUCGAGAUGUCUCAGACACAGUAGCCUUUGUUGAGUGGACUCCUCCUAAGGCUAAAGUGGAUCAGAUUGUUCUGAGGUACAGGCUGAUCGAUGGAGAGGGCGUUAGGACCACCUUCAGACUGCAGCCCACUUUGAGCCAGUACUCUCUACAGGUCCUGAGGCCAGGCUCCCACUACGAGGUGUCAGUGAGUGGUGUCCGGAAGGGGAACGAGAGCAAUGCUGUUUCAAUUGAAUUUGUAACUGAAAUUGAUGCCCCCAAGAACCUCCGUGUUGUCUCAAAAACCUCCAGUGUCCUGGAACUGGAGUGGGACAAUAGUGAGGCUGAAGUGGAGAAUUACAAGGUGGUUUACAGCACAUUAGCAGGAGACCAGUACCAUGAAGUCAUUGUCACCAAGAAUGAUGGGUUGACGACCAGAACCACAUUAACAGACUUAGUGCCUGGAACAGAAUAUGGCAUCGGGAUAUCGGCCACUAUAGGGGGCAAUCUCAGUGCCCCCGCGACAAUGAAUGCCAGGACAGGUCUUGACAGCCCUUUGGAUUUGACAGUGACGGACUCCACAGACAAUACUAUCUCCCUGGUCUGGGGGAAGGUACACGGACCCAUUGACAACUACAGAGUUACUUACACCUCAUCCGCAGAUGUUACCUCUGAGGUGAUAGUGUCUAAAGACAAGUCAGCAGUGACCCUGACUGACCUUGAGCCUGGCACAGAAUACACCCUAACCGUGUCUGCACAGCGAGGCAGGCAGCAGAGUGCUGCAGCCACCAUCGACGCUUUCACAGGAUUCAGACCGGUUACGCAGCUGUACUUCUCCGACAUCACUUCCUCCACAGUGACGGUGGCGUGGAGUGCCCCUGCCCCACCUGCUGACAUGUUCGUCUUAAACUACAACCCCCAGGACCAUGGCAAGACCACAGAGAUCACACUGGAAGGCUCAAAGACACAAGCAACUCUCACUGGCUUGCAACCAUCCACAGAGUAUAUUGUCACCCUGGUGUCUGUUCAAGGGACUAAAACCUUUGAGCCAGUAGAAGGCUCAGUUAUCACAGGAAUGGAUCCUCCAAAAGACAUAGCUGUUUCAUUCAUCACUGAGAACUCGGUUACUUUAUCCUGGAUCCCACCUAUCGCACCAUUUGACUCUUACAAGAUGUCAUACCAGUCAUCACGAGGGAGAGUGGACAGCCUGGUGAUUGACAAUGAUGUGACUAACUACACACUGAGCAACCUGCAUCCAGCGACUGAGUACGAGAUAAAUCUGAACGCAGUGCGUGGGAACCAGGAGAGCGAGCUUGUCAGAACCAACGUGCACACAGCAAUGGACAGCCCUCUGGAUCUGGCUGCUUUGAAUGUUACUCCAACAGGCGCUCUGUUGAGAUGGAGCUCUCCACUCUCCACUGUGGAUAAUUAUGUCCUGAUCCUCACUCACAACCAAGUAGCUGCUGACACUAUACUGAUAGAGGGAAACAAGCAGGAGCAGGGGCUCAGCAGACUCAUACCCAGGACAAGCUACUCUGCAGCCUUGUACGCCACUAAGGGACCUCUCACCAGUGAUACCGUUACUACCAAUUUUGUUACACCCAUGGACGCACCCCAGAACCUGACAGCGAGUGAGGUCACCCACAGGAGCUCUCUAAUUUCCUGGCAGCCACCCAUUGCCGACAUUGACAAUUACCUCCUUACCUACAAAUCCAGAAACGGACACAGAAAGGAGCUGAUUAUUGAUGCUGAGGACACAUGGAUUCGGUUGGAGGGCCUCACUGAAACAACAGAGUACACAGUGAAGCUCCAGGCUGUCCGAGGCUCUGAAACCAGUGUCACUGUUUCAACAUCCUUUUCCACAGGAAAUCGCCUGUUUGCCACCCCUCAAAACUGUGCUCAACACCUACUGAAUGGCGAGACCUUGAGUGGGGUUUACACUAUUUAUGUGAACAGAGACCCCAGCCAAGGAGUGCAGGUCUACUGUGACAUGAUCACUGAUGGUGGAGGGUGGAUUGUAUUCCAAAGGCGUCAGAAUGGCCUGACCGAUUUUUCCAGGAAAUGGAACGACUACAGAUAUGGGUUUGGCAACCUGGAGGAUGAAUUUUGGCUUGGGUUGGAUAAUAUUCACAGGAUAGCCUCCCAGGGCCGUUAUGAGCUACGGAUUGACAUGAAAGAUGGUCAAGAAUCAGUAUACGCCAACUAUGAUAAAUUUGCAAUUGGAGAUGCUCGGAGUUUGUAUAAACUCAGAAUAGGGGAAUACAAUGGAACUGCUGGGGACUCUCUGUCCUACCACCAGGGACGUCCCUUCUCAACCAAGGACAGAGAUAAUGACAUCGCUGUCACAAACUGUGCCCUUUCGUACAAGGGGGCUUGGUGGUACAAGAACUGUCACAGAGCAAACCUGAAUGGGAAAUAUGGAGAGUCGAGCCACAGUCAGGGCAUUAACUGGUAUCUUUGGAAAGGCCAUGAUUUCUCCAUUCCCUUCGUAGAGAUGAAGAUGCGGCCGUACAAUUAUCGCAGCAUCAGUGGGAAAAAGAGGAGGUCGACUCGGCUAUAAUCCCACAACCCCAUUAGUUGUUCCUAUUUUUAUGUAGGGGAAAAGAAAGAAAGAAAGAUAAUUUAUGAAAGCAAACAAAAAAUGAACCGAGCAAUGUGGUCUUAUAGAAGGUCAAACCUGUGAAGAAAGGGGAAGUGAAACAAGGUUUAAACACCAUUUUUGUUCCAUUCAUAUUCUCGUUAUAUUAGGGUUGGCACUGGAUGGCUUGCAAUAAACAGUAUACAGUACAUUUUCAGCAGCUGCACAGAUGUGGAAAGAUAAUGUUUUUGUUCUGCUUCUGUUCCUGACACAUAAUUGAAAAAAAAAAGAUUCCCCCCCUAAAGCAAAGAAAACAGAUGUUUCUAUUUUUAUAAGUGAAAGUAUAAUCAAUGAUUUCAUCUCAGCCACCUUUUACCAUCUGAGAUCAUUUUACAUGUAUGGUGAAUUCUUGGCAAGGAAAUAUUCUUGGCAUUUGCAAUUUUAUUACUAAACACAGCAACAUAGUUUUGAAGAAAUAUUACAUUUUGGAGAAGGAAUUCAUUUUGCACAUAAUAGCAUAGAUUAAAAUGUCAUCAAAUGUCAGUAAAAGACACCAGCACAGCAACUUAUCAAUUAAACAAGACAGGAUUAUUUAUUUAUAUAAAUUAUUUUAUCUUUUAAAUUAUAGAGAUUUUCCAGAUGUGGAGUGUUACUUAAAGCACACAUCAUUAAAAAUUAAAGGGUCAGUAAAGUACGUAAAUUCCCAUAAACUUUGUAAUGAAACAAACAAUAAGUGUAACACAAUUCAAAGAUUUAAUCUGCAUCAAGUGCCAUGCACUUAUUGAACAUUUUGUUUAAGAGGUUAUAACAUUGAAAAAAGAAUGUCUCUUUUAAAAUAUUGGUAUAUAAAACAAUUGGAAAUAACAUAGUUUUAAUCUGACAUUCAAUAUUAACAGGAGUUUAGUCUCUUUAAGCUAAAUAGAGAGAAAAUGUUAAGACAAAGGCAGUUGAAUUCCAAAGACCGGUGAAGUUUAAAUGUCCUAUCCUACAGCAUACUGUACAUUGGAGGAUUCUGAAAAUUUUGCUAAAUUGCCCAAAGAUGGGAGAUGUCUAUUAGUGUCGACAGCCAGCCAUAGCAGAAGAUUGGUUGGUUCUUAUACCAGUGUAAAACCAUGCUUUUUAACUUGUAUUGUGGUCUUAUUACAGCCUCUUGAGUUCUAUUAUAAUGUCAGCAUUCAGGAACCUGAAACACAACCUUGUAUUCCAUACCAAACAACCUGUGCUGUAGUUCCUUCACAUUUAGUGCAAUCUGACAUUGAGAGAAAUAUGCAGCUCAGAUGGUGUAGUGAAGGAGUUUUCACUGAUCUAUGGAAGGAACCUGAUCACCAUUACUUCUGAGCUAUGGUUUCAUAGUUUCAGAAUAAGAAAUUACCCAGCAGUUGGCCACACUGAUAGUGUCAGUAUAGCUGCCACAACAUAAACCAAAGACGCCCGCCUAAACGUCAUUCAUUUUGUUAAUGGAUGAUAACGGAUGCUCAGUAACACACUGUAUAUUCAGGCUGUCUAGCGUUUCCAUAGAAACAAAAGAGACAGGCCCAAGGUCUGCUAUCUCAAAUUAAUUAGCAGUAGAUAUCUGCAUAGACUAUAUCCUGGAAACCCCAUCUUAGAGGCAUUUUGUAGUUGAAUGCUGUCCAAAGUAAAGUAAAUGUGAAUCCUGCCAGUUCUGGUCGACUCCUUGAAUAGAAGCAUGUCUUUUACUAGGCUUGCUCUGGCUGACCACAUACUGAGCUAUCUCCUUGAAGCCGAGAUUUCAGUGCUCAUCUUGUGUUUAUUUAUUUGGGGGGGGUUCGAGUUUUCAUCCCUUACUUCUGCUGGCACUGUUUUGAUAGUCUGGAUUUUCAAUCAUGAUUAAAAUGGAAUACAAUAGUUUUUUUGUUUUCCUUACUCCCCAGGUGACCUGUUCAGUUGUUAACUUUUUCUGUUUUUAAUGAUACAGUACUGAGUGAAAUAAUGUUAUACAAAAGGAAGACUAAAAGAAAGACUAUACGAUCUUUACUUGUGUCGGUUUUUGAGAAUUAAGUUACCAGAGAAGCAUGCACUGAAUGACUCAAUUUUUAAUGCUAAAACCACAGAACAACACAAUCUUCCUUUAAUUGCGAUCUGGUGAUUGUAUUUGAUUUAAACAAUAAGAAUUCUAAGGAAGAAAUCAGAUUCAGACUGCAAUUCAGAAGUGCUGUUCUUUAGCUGAUGCAAUCAUUGUUUGGACAAGAAGUAGUUAUCAGCCACCAGAACUGAACUUAUAUUUUGGAAUAUAACAAGCCCAUCCCCAUUUAUUUCUUUUAAUUUAAUUUUAUGUGUCACUUCAAAAUAUAACAGGGCUCCUAAAGGUUGUUUUUAUGGCUUGAUUAAACAAAAGUUCAUUUUUUUCUGUUACCUAUUAAUUCAGCUUGUUACAGCUGUUACAAUGAUGACCAUUGGUAUGAAACCAAAGAUUUGCAGAUAAAACAGUUCUUAAGAAAUCACACAAUUGCUUAAUUCCAGUAGUAGCCUAAAAUAUAUUUAGAUCAAUUUAACUGUAUUUUUUGGUGUUUUAUGCUAAAGUUGCAUCUUAGCCUGAAAAUCCAUUUGUACAGUUUUAACAGGGGUUAAAAAUAAUAUCAGCAAUUUUAGUUGGCAUUGAAUUAUAAUUGAGAUGGUAUGUGGGAAAUGCAUUAAUGAAAUUAUUUUUUUAGGAAAAAAAAACUUAGUUAAUUAGUUAGUAUAACCCUGGUGUUUUGUGAUUUCUAUACAGAUCUCUAUUUUUAGCUUUAUCUUUCAUGGGCGUGGUGCUGGGGUGUUUUUUUUUCUUCCCAGUUGGGUGCAUAAGAACAUUUUCUAAAUUAAUCAUCAGAAAAGUGAGCAAUGAAGACUUACCUUUAGGAGCUGCCUCAUACCAUGAGUACUGUAGCCAGCAGUGUCAUCAUCCCAGUUAGAUUCUAUUCUCGCAUUCCAUUUCCUGAGUGUGAAACCUGAACUAUAAAGGCUUCUGUCUGUUCACGUCUGUGAUAGUAAGCUACAUGUCUGGGAAAUUAGUUUGCACUCUUCUUGUAUAACUAAGACAGUUUAAAUUGCUUUGUUCUCAAAAUAAUUUCAUUUAUGCCUCUAUUUUAGCAGUGAAGCAUUGCUGGUAUUGCGUGCACUGAUUUUUUGUUGUAGCUUGUUUUUUUUGUUGUCAUUGAGUGCCUCCCUAAUGCUUUAAGAAUAGUAAGUUUAGAUUUGCUUGGAAAUGCAUCUGCCUACUAAUUUACUGGAAAGGUUAAUACAAGCAAAAUAUGAACACAAUGAAAUGUGCUUCCUGUUUUUCUUCCGUAAAUUCAGGAUCAAGACUGUCACAUUUCUAAUUUGCCUGGAGGGAAAUUAGAUGCAAAACUACUAGGCCUCGGACCCCAGGAAUUUCAGCUGUAGUCCAUUUUUUUCUCUUCUCUGUGCCCAAUGGUUGUUCUGUCUGUUCCGAUGCUCUCCUCCUAAAAUGUAUUAUGAAAAUGCUUUGUGGAAAUUCAUUGCAAAGUGCCCCUUACCAAAUAAAAGCUGAAACAGAAAUUAAAAAAAAAAAACAUUUUUCGAAACCAUCCUUUACGGUAUGUUCUCAGAUAUUAAUGGUUUUAUUAUAUUCUGAAAUUCAGUACAGUAUUUCAAAAGCUGUGGUUCAUGAAUGUUUUUAAAAUAUUAAGUGGAGACUAACAACAGAGCAUAAGAUAACUUUGCUGUUUACUCCUUUUUCAGAGUAUCAUCAAUGAAGAAAGAUAAAGGAUUUUGCAGGGCCAAGUAGAGCAAGCUGUGAUAAGACCUACUGUGAGAUUUAAGAGUUGCUUUAAUGCUUUACAACUACAACUUCUUGGACAGGUCAUUGAGCUCAAGGGUGACUAAUUAUUAAACCAAAAUAGUUUAAGCUGCUCCAUCUAAAUAGACUUAUUUUUUGUUCAGUUCCACCAGUUAGAUACCUGUGAACUACAAUGGCAUUUUUGGAAGACUCAUAAAAAGUUGAACAAGGCAUUUAACAUUAAACAGUAGUGAAAGGGUCUUAAAAGUGAAUUAAUUUUACAGAAACUUUCUGUGCUUUAUUUAAAACAGUUAUCUUCAAACCACUGCAUAGGGAAGUACUUCAAACUGGGAAGUACCUCAGAUUUUUUUUUUUAUCCAAACAAAAAAUUAAAAGUAAAAAAGACAACAAAUGCUUAAAAAUUGCAUGAUUUACUUCUCAAUACAAGACAUCAAUACUUCGGUCGCAUGUACAGAAUAUAGUGUAUUUAUCACAUUUCCCAUGUCAUAAUAACAAUGAAGAUGAUGAAAUGAUAUAAUUUAUUAGUAUCUACUUAAAGAUACAUUCUAAAGGUAGGACCUGUAUUGCCUUUCUUACAAGGAGAUACUAAUACGGAGGGAAUAGGUAAGGGAUGGGGGUGGGGUUUUACAUACUUUUCUAAGCUUAAACUAACUCCCAGAAGUUGAUAUUAGUUCAGCAAAAGAGCAAUCCCACUGGCACGUCAUUAAACAAAAUGAGUGAAAGUAGCUUUCAGGUUGAGCAGAGAAAGGGCUAAAACUGACAGACUUUCACUAUUAUCAUAAGACUACUGACCAAACGGAGAUGGCAUUACUGUAAGUUUGAAAGUCUAUGAAAAAUCAAAACAUGGAAACUUAUACUAGGUCAAAUGAGUUUAUGUAAUAAAAUGUAAUCAUUGAAAAAGAAAGAGCCUUUUUUAGGCAGGAGACGUUCGAGUAUUAUAUGAACAGAUUUAUUGUCACUUUGUAUUUAUUUCUUUUUCCUUGAAUAUAAGAUCAUAACUCCCUGUGUACUUCUAAAGGAGGCCUGUUACUGGUUCGCUAGUAAGUACUAAAAAGGCAUGAAGAUUUUGCCACAUAUUUUCACUGAUCUUGGAUCAAACCAUUAAUUUCUUAAUCCAGAACAAUCAAAGUUUGUUUUAAUUGAAUUCAUACCAGCCACAAGUUCAGUUUUACAACCCGCUAAAUAUGGGGUAACAAGUCAUGAGGUAACAAGUGAAAUCUUAUCAAAUCUGAUCUGAUCAAUUAAUCGCCUAUUUAAGCUAUGGCAAUGCAGUGGCUGUCCUAUGUGCACAUACAGGGGGAAGUAAAUAUCUAUCAGAAACAAGAACAAAAAAUAGCUUCAUUCAUUAUUUUUGAAAAAUGGACAAAGUAAAGUGCAGCUGGUUUCCCUUUCUGGAUUUAUUGUUUCUCUGAAUAUAACAAUAUUUAGUGAGUACUGGUGACCUGUCUGUACAGUAUGUCUGUAUACUUGCCAAAUCUAAAGAAAACGUUUCAAGGCAAAAUUGUUAUAUAUUUUGUGCAAGGCAGACAAUGCACUAAAAUGUAUUAGAUUUGCUGGAGACUUAGAGUGUACCUUUAAUGUUAUUUAAGAAACUCUGUUGCUUACAGCUAUAAAAUUGAACAACAAAUGUCAGGAGAAAUUAAUGUGCAUAGACACAGUGUCAUGCCAGGCACAUUCUCAGAGAAAACUACUUUUGCUGCCAGCAAGUACUACCUGCACUGCCUGGUGUCCACCACUGGUGAAAUUAUUUUCCAUUCUGUGAUAGCUUACAGAGCUGUCAUAUGCCUCCGUUUGCCCCAAAGAGUGGCCUGCAACAAAUUUCACCUGAUCCAGCAUAGCACUUCAGUUUUUUUCUUUUUAAUUCAGUAUGUUUGGCAUGGACACCUGCUUAUGCACAACAAAUUCUAACAAGAGAAUGCAUGGAGUGUCUUUAUAUUAGCCCUGAACAAUUUAUUAUUGUUUCCUGAAGCUAAAAUAUAAGAGGGACAACUGAGCUUUCUACUUAUGAGUAUUUUAUUGUAGCAUUGGGAUUUUUAUAAUACUUUCAUUAUGUAUAUUACAUAACAUAUAUGCUGUAUUCAUUAAAAUGUGCUCAAGAUUUUGUGCAAAGUAUUUUGGUCUUGGCAGGAUUAAUGAGUCCCUUUGAAUACAGAGUUAGAACAUCCAUACAGUAUAUAUAUAUAACAUAAAAUGUAAUAACAUUAUAAAUGUACAGUAUAUUGUAAUCAACCAAACCAACUCAUCACCCACAGAGCUAAAAGGCUUUAUUUGAUUGGCAUUAUUUUGACAUUAAUAACAUUUCCACUGAAACUGAGCUCCCCACUAACAAUUUUAAAAUUACUUAAGUGUUUUAAAAAGUUUUUUCCUUAGGAAUAAACCCUAAAUCUUCAUCUUCAGAAUCUGAACUACUCUCAAGUGUGGAAAUGCACACACAACCCUCCAUUAUGGUAGAUGAACAGACCACAUUUGACCACCAGUUGCCCAGAUUUUACUUGUAGUUCAGGUAACAUAAUUAAUAUUUGUUCUAACUAUGUUGUCAUGGGACAUACAGAAUGCUUUUCAUGUAUUUGUGAUUAAAAUAAGUUACAUUAUUCACAUGGCAAGUAAAGCGUUUAUAGGUUUAGUUGCUGUGUUGGAAUUUUGCUUGGAAAUUACAUUUUUUUUAAACAAAAGGAAAAAUCAGUUUAUAGCCUUUAGGAAUCAAGGAUGUUUCUAAGACUUACUCUUCCAUUUAAAUAAUUUCCUGAAACAAUUACAUUACCUGGAUUUACCUGUUUUCAACAGAUUCCUGCUUUUAACAAGUCCACAAUGCUUUGCACAUCUUUGAUGCAAGAUGUAGACCAGUAAAUGAGAUGUUGCUAAUUGUGAAAGCAGAGCCAUAGAGAAAAAUUGCUUUAAAGGCUUCCUUAUGGGUCUGUAUCUUGGUCUUUUGAUUAAUAAUUUAGAGAUAAAAUCUUAUUUUCCAGCAUUCAUUAACUGGGAAAAUUACACAGUGAUUAUUUCAGGGUCUCUAGAUUUUAUUAAAGCUGGCUACUAUAAUCUAUCCUAUUCAUGAGUCAAGACAGAUUGUUUAGAUAGACCAGUCAUUUUUUUCACAUCUUCAAGUUGAUUAACUCUGGGGUCUUUUAUCAGACCUGUUCGCUACACUCAAACUCACUGACAAAAUCCCAUUAAUGAGAUAUGGGCUGUGUGCCUAUUCUGUUAUGCCUUUGUUAUACUGUGGAGCAUGUGUCUGGAUCAGGACCAGAUUCUGUAAUAUUGUAGAAGGUAAUGUCUUUCUCCAUGGAAUGUCUGUAGCAUUGGAGAUUCAUAAAGCUGCAAUUCAUUUUACUGUGUCAAAAUGUAGCAUGUCUUUUUAAUAUUGUGUACUCUGAGUAUCUAAAAUGUACAUGCCCUUCUGCUACAUGGUAUUAUAAAAUACCACAUAAUAUGUAGCUAUUUUGAGUAGCUAUUUUCUAAAAAAAAUAAAUGUGGCAUGUGACUUGCACUUUUAUUCACAUAGAGAAACCAGAAACAUGUAGUUAUUCAGAUAACGUAUGCUCCAGUAUUAUGUCUGCAAUGUUGUACCCUAGCAAGCUUAUAAACUAGGAAAAAACUGAUGGCUGAGGCUGUUUUGUGCAAUUGACUGUCUACUUAUUUGGCACAACCUCAUUUUAAAUAUUACUGAAAUAAAGCUACAGUCUUCAGAAACCCUGAGAAAAUCAGACAUAGCAAAAACUCCAGUCAAAGCAAUCCCGUGCUUGUGCUCAUUUGGCAAAUAACAGUACAGGAGUUUAAAAUUCUCUGCACCAUUAUGUAAUCUGUAUUUUCAUACAAAAGGAAAAACAAACUCCUUGAAUAGACAAUAUGAGGACCUAUGUGCACAAAACAAGUUUUUCUAGGAAUCUGAUGUACAAAUUGUGUUCUUCAUAUGAAGGUCUUAAAAGAAAUCGUAUAACUAAAGUAUUAAAACAAAAUAUUAACCUUCAAUAUACCCAGUCAUUUAAAUUUAAAUUUUAAGAUGCUAAACAGUUGAGUAUGGGUCUGUUGCAAGGUUGAGAUUAUUUUAUCUCAGUACCACACCAUAAAGGCCUUUUUGUAAGCAUGUAAAAUAAGUAUGACUCCAUUUGAAGCCAUUACAAUUUUUGGAAGAAAUGUCAUGCUAUAAUAAUCAUUUAUGACUAGAGCUCCAAAAGACUAUAUAUACAGUAUAUGAAUAGUAUAUAUGAAUAGUAACAAUACACGGUGUUUCUCAAAGCAGAUAGUAUGUGUUAGAGUUGGAAUUGUAGUGGUAUUAGGUUAGGGUUAUGAUCAUCAAUGAACACAUACUUGCCUUUGAGAAAACUAAUUAUAAAAAUGAUAUGGCUAUGUAGCCUCUUUGGAUGCAUAAUGCUAGGUACAUAAGGUCGUCAUCAAAAGUAUUAAUAAAACGCCACACUUUGUCACUUCAUAAAGAUUUGGAGAGCAAUCCUGACAAGCAUAGGGUGAUCAUAACUGAAACAGGGGCUGAACUGAAAUACUUGGCAGAACAGUAUAUGAGGUCAUAUCUGUUGUGUUCAAUGCUUUAGAGUCUUUCAGUUCUUGUAUUUGAUUCUUCCUCUUUACUGUACAUAAAUGUGGAGAAAUAAACUGAUGUUAAACUGCAGAGAAGGGGAAUGAAAAAGUUUUAAAUAAUUUUAGUGAACUAAAAUGAGACCCUCUGGGAAAAUGUCAGUUUUACUCUGUGGCUCACUUAAGGCUAUAAUAAUUUUGCAUGUCGUGAAGGUGCUUUCUACAUAAUACUGUGAAAGAAGGUUUAGGUCACGGAAAAUCUUUUACAAAAAAAGUUGUUAUUUUGCUGAAUAAUGUUGGAUAUUAACUUUAACCAUUGGAUUAGCUGAGUUUUUAGCUUGAAUUAAGACAUGUACUGUAUAGGCCCUUUUUUAAUAUAUUUUCUACAUAUUAAUAAAAUAUUCAAAUUGAC